CUCAGUGUCUGUCUCAGUGUCUCUCCGUCUCCUCUGCUGCUCGCUCCUCUUCAUCUCGCCCCCCUCCCUCGUGUUUUUGGUGUUGUGCGUGGUGGCGUGUGUGUGUGUUUCUAUACUAUUGUGUUGUUGUUGUUGCUGCUGCUUGUGACUUUGUGUGUUUCGUAUCGAAAUCGACUCUAGCGCUGUUGCUGCUGUCGGCAAUAAAAGUGGUUUACAAGUGAAUAUCUCCUCCAACUCUCUCGCCAUGUCCUCGUCCACCACCACCACCACCUCCUCCUCGCCGGGCCGCGUGUCCCUGUGCUCGGCGCUCUCCAUGCUGCUCCUGUCGCUGCUGCUCACCGCCGCGCUCGGCCUCUGGCUGCCCGCGCUGCUCCAGGCGCUGCUGGGCAGCCGCACGGCGCUCGCCAUCGUGGCCGCCUACGGCGCCUUCGCCCUCACGCUCAGCAAGCCGGCCGUGCCGCGGGGCAGCCUCGCGGCGAGUGGCAAGGCGGUGCUGGUGACGGGCUGCGACUCGGGGCUGGGCCGGCUGCUCGCGACUCGCCUGCACUCGCACGGCUUCUCCGUGCUCGCCGCGUGUCUGCACAAGGACGACGGCGGGGAGGGUGCACGGGCGCUGGAGAGCCAGGCCUCGGAGCGGCUGCGCGUGCUGCAGAUGGACGUGCGCAGCGACGAGCAGGUGGCGCGCGCCAAGGAGCUCGUGCAGCAGUACCUGCAGCAGCAGCACAUGCAGGGCCUGUGGGGAGUGGUGAACAACGCCGGCGUGACGGCGCUGGGCGACGCCGAGCAGGUGCCAGUGGACCUCUACCGCGACGUCACGGACGUCAACGUGUGGGGCACCGUGCGCGUCACGCAGGCGUUCCUGCCGCUCGUGCGCGAGGCCAAGGGCCGCGUGGUGAACGUGACCAGCAUGCUGGCGCGCAUGCCCGUGGCCUCCUGGGCGUCCGAGUGCGUCUCAAAGGCAGCGGCCGCCGCCUUCAGCGACUGCCUCCGCAUUAAGCUGCGCUCGGCGGGCGUGACGGUCUGCGAGGUGGAGCCCGGAAACCUGACGGGAGCCACGGAGCUGCUGAGCCCCGCCCGCCUCGACUCCACGCUGUCCGCGAUGGCCGACGCGUUGAGGCCCGGCCAACGCGACCGCCUGGCGCUCGUCGCGCGCUCGCUCCGAGCCGGCGGCGCCACGGGCGUGGAGCCGGCGCUCUGGGCCGUGAAGGACGCGCUGGUGUCCCGCUGGCCCUACUCGCACUACCACCCGGCCGACCUGCACUGGAAGAUCCGCGCCUUCUUGGUGUCGCUGCUGCCCUGCGUGCUCACCGAUCGCGUCUUCGGCCUGCACGUCUGAUCGCGCUCCCCGCGUCGUCGUUCAGGGUUGUCGCCGGCGGCGGCUGCGGCUGCGGCUGCGCUUCUCGCGAGCCCUUUCCGCUACGACGAUCGGUCUAUCGCGCGUGCGCUUAAUUACGCCGCCCCCGGAGGUCGUCCCAAGUCUAAAUUGUGUCGCGCGUUAUCCUCCACCAAUGUAUAUCCCAGGUGUGCCGUCGGCACCGUGAAAUGAGAUGAAAUCCCAUUCGGGUAUUUAAUCGAAGCAGUUGUGUGUGUACCCCUUUGAAUUUAGAGGACAGUCCGUGGAAGCGGAUAUCACAGAGCUAUUGUCAAGGUCCCUUCAAGUGAGCCCUGGUCAGCACAGCGGGGAACGACACUUUCCCCACCACUCUGCGUAUGAGAGUAGUGUUCGUCGCAUGGCGGUUAAACAAGUUUUUACUCGUUGACAACCAACCAUUUUGGAAUAGCAAAAGGCAACAACUUCUAAUAUUUUUCCGGACCAAAUCACUGCUCCUCCGGUUGUAUUCAACGGUUUUAUUUAACUUCACUUGUGUUUGUCGUGGUCAAAUCUUGUAAUCAAAAGUUAGACUUCUUCCUGUAUUCCAAUCAAUUCAAAAUUUUGCUACACAUACUCAGAUCCGGUGACAAUGCAUGCCUGUAUCAAAAUCGGCAUCAAUUCAUCAAUUAAUUGCCUCCUUUCAAGCAAUUACAAUUUUUGUAUGGACGGCUUAUUAAUUAUAGAUUUUGUGUAGGUCAAAAACGCUGCAGUCCCUAAACUGUGGAAACGAAGUUGUUAAUAAAACCGUUGGUUAAAAAAAAA
This is a messenger RNA of Petromyzon marinus (sea lamprey), 2134 nucleotides long. RefSeq names its product D-beta-hydroxybutyrate dehydrogenase, mitochondrial-like. Gene Ontology annotation, molecular function: oxidoreductase activity. Gene Ontology annotation, biological process: steroid metabolic process. The record is from RefSeq and is a predicted model, not a curated record. Gene Ontology annotation, cellular component: intracellular membrane-bounded organelle. Lineage: Eukaryota; Metazoa; Chordata; Hyperoartia; Petromyzontiformes; Petromyzontidae.